This is a messenger RNA of Papilio xuthus (Asian swallowtail), 537 nucleotides long. RefSeq lists its product as hypothetical. The record is from RefSeq and is a predicted model, not a curated record. Lineage: Eukaryota; Metazoa; Arthropoda; Insecta; Lepidoptera; Papilionidae.
GGGGCUGCGCGCCCGCUUGCGACUGCCGGCGUAUAUAAGCUGCGCGAGCGCCGACUCUGCAUCCAGUGUCCUGCUCACCCCGGCACAGCAAUACCUACUCCUGCAACAUGAAGGCUAUCGUGUGUUUGUUAGUCCUGGUCGCCGCAGUGUACGGCGCAGAAGAGGAGAAGAAGAAUGAGAAGCGCGGUCUACUUGGCCUNGGGUACGGUGGCUACGGUGGUCACGGCCUGAGCUACGGCCUGGCCGCCGCGCCAGUCAUCAGCCACGGCGUCGCGCUCGACUACGGCGUCGGCCACGGUAUUGGCUACGGCCUGGGUGGUCACGGACUGUCCUACAGUAUCGGAGGGCACGGACUGGGCUACAGUCUGGGCGGUCACGGACUGGACUACAGUCUGGGAGGACACGGGAUAGGCUACGGGCUCGGCGGGCAUAGCGUAUUUCUUGUAUAUAUUUAAGGAUAAUUGUGUGCUCUUCUGUGCCAAAUUUUGUGUCAUCUGGUGUCUAUUUUACUAAGUUUAAUAAAAUUUUGAAAACGUA